CCGAAAAAUGGCAGCAGCGCCUCCGGAUGAGGCUACCCUCCAGUCUCGCAUCAGGAAGAGAUUGUUUGAGAAUCAAGACAGCGAAUGUCAUCAAAUUGAAAAGUGCAGUUGUCGAUCAGGAACAAACUCCCAUCGUCACCGUUAACACCUUUGCUGUGAUGCGCUCGUAAUGUGUUUACUGUUGACAUCUAGAGAUGAGGCCACCAACCCUUUGAAUAAGGAGACUGACUGGGACAAUAUCAAGGGAUUUUGUGAUCAGCUGAACAAUGAACCAGAAGGUCCCCAGCUUGCAACCAGACUUCUGGCCCAUAAAAUCCAGUCUCCUCAAGAAUGGGAGGCUAUGCAAGCGCUUAUGGUUCUGGAGACGUGCAUGAAGAACUGUGGAAAGAGAUUUCACAGUGAGGUGGGAAAGUUUCGCUUUCUCAAUGAGCUCAUCAAAGUGGUGUCACCUAAGUAUUUGGGUGCCCGGGCUCCAGAGACAGUGAAGAAGAAGGUGUUAGAAAUUGUGUACAGCUGGACAGUGAGGAUGCCGGAUGAGACCAAGAUAGCAGACGCCUAUCGGAUGCUGAAAAAACAGGGCAUUGUCAAGCUGGAUCCUGAGCUUCCUGAUGACAAGGCCCUCCCUCCCCCUCCACCGAGAGCUAACAAUAUCAUCUUUGAGGAUGAGGAGAAAUCCAAGAUGCUGUCUCGCUUAUUGAAUAGCACUCACCAAGAAGAUCUAAGGGCAGCAAACAAGCUCAUUAAGGAAAUGGUCCAGGAGGACCAAAAGCGUGUAGAGAAGGUAUCAAAGCGAUUGAACGCCAUCCAGGAGGUGAAGGAGAGUGUCAGCCUGCUGAGCCAGUUGCUGGAGGGUUACAGCAAGGAGAGUUGCUCCCAGAGCAACCAGGGUCUCAUUAAGGAUCUUUACCAGCGCUGUGAGAAAAUGAGACCUACACUCUUCCGAUUAGCAAGUGAUACAGAGGAUAGUGACGAUGCUUUAGCCGAUAUCCUACAGGCCAAUGACAACCUGACUCAGGUAAUCAACCUGUACAGGCAGCUGGUUAAGGGAGAGGACGUGUCAAAGGAUGGCAUAACUUUGCCCUCACAACCAGGCAGCAGUAGCUCAGCACUGGUCGACUUGAUGGGACUUAACGCAUCAGCCAACACGACACCUUCCAACCCAGAGCCCUCCAGCCUCCAGACCCUGACUCAGAACAUGGGCAUCAGCCUCUUGGAUGAUGAGCUCAUGUCACUAGGACUGAAUGUAACGGAAAACGUCGACUCUCAGAACAAUUUUCAGUCCUCUGAUGGCACAGAAUCGUUUGCUGCAUGCGUUCCUGCUGCAGUGCUGCAACCAGCUGUGGUCCAAACCCCACAAGCUGCACCAGCAGGGGGGCCCACUGCACCUCCUAAACCCAUGGAAGAGCUUGACAUGUUGGGGAAGACGUUGUUACAACAAUCCUUACCCCCACAGAGCCAGCAGGUCAAAUGGGAUAAGCUCCAACCUCGAUCCAGAGUCUCCUUACGAGAUAUGCAGACCAAGUCCAACGCCAGCUGUAGACCCGCUCCGAAUGGAACCACCACCUCGGCUGGUCCCGCUCCUGCUCCAGGGUCCACAUUGGCUCUCCAGUCAGAGCAGCCUGACGUUCUCCUCCUCUCCAAUCUGAGUCUUGCAGCGGCUGAGAAAGGCUCAUUAGCUGCUACUGACCCCUAUGAAAACAUCUCUCUCUCUGACAUUACGGUGCCUCUGGAAGCAAUCAAACCCAGCAGUUAUUUACCAGUGACUGUAUUCGACAAACAUAGUCUCCGUGUUUUGUUCACCUUUGCCCGUGACUGUCCUCCAUCACGGUCUGACGUGCUGGUGGUGAUCAUCUCCAUGCUGUCCUCGGCCCCCAUUCCUGUUACCAACAUCCGCUUUCAGGCAGCAGUACCAAAGGUGAUGAAAGUAAAGCUGCAGCCUCCCUCUAGCACCGAGCUCUCAGCCUUUAAUCCCAUCCUGCCUCCAUCCGCCAUCACACAGAUCCUGCUAUUGGCUAACCCUCACAAGGAGAAAGUACGUUUGCGGUACAAGCUGACAUUUAACCUGGGGGACAAAUGUCAUGAUGAAUCUGGUGAUGUGGACCAGUUCCCGCCUCCAAACACCUGGGGGAACCUGUAGGGAGAAAAACCAGCCUCCUGUCAUCUGAGUCUCUGCUUUCUUUAGAUUUAGGUUGAAGUUGUCCCUCAUCACUGGCUUGAGAUGAGAUCUCCUCUUUACACUCCAGUGGCUUCAAACUCUGGUUUGGUAAUACAAACUAAACCAAGACCAGUUGUGGGAACCAGCUUCUACCUUGUGCCUUCCUUCGCGCCUUCCUGUCCCUUUUCAAUCAUCUCUGCGUUCCUGUGUUUCGUAGUGUAGAAUUUCUUUCUUCUUCCAACAAUCAUUCCGAUGCAAAAUUGUCCAACAUUAAUUCAAUGCAGUGAAUUUUUGGGGAAAUAAGUAGAGCCUUUUAAAAAACCUUAAUGUGUGCUUUUUUUUCUGAUAAAUGCACGGUUUAACAAUCCUGUCCGAUGUCUCCAGUCAUGGGAAUGACAUGUAACAGCUGGUGUCUCACUUUAAUUCUCAACUGUAAAGCAAGUGUCUUACUUUGGACCGCAUCAGUGCAGAUGUCCCCAUUUGGAGUAUUGUCACAGUUUGUGUGUUCAGAGUAGGGUUGAAACCAAUCAUUAUCUUCUCUCAGUACGUCAAUAAUACUUUUCAGUUCAAAUGAGUCAGUCACAUGCUUAAAGUGAUGUUUACAGUCUGACUCGCAGCCAAAACACUUGAUGUAUUCAACCUAUGAUAUGGAAUAGUUGGUAUUUUUACCUGAAAAAUAACUUCUUUUUUUUCAGAAUUGUAAUUAAUUUCUCAUCAAAUGAUGAAUUCAUUCAUUGUGUCAGCACUACAUCAGUGUUCAAGGAAUAGCAGCCAGUCAGUGGAUUUAAGUCGGAUGCUGUCUUGCCAAACCUUUUGCCAAAAACUUGAGUUGCAUAAGGAAAUGAUGAAAUUAAAUUAACACUAGUUUAACUUAGUUUGUUCCCCUUGUAAUCAAUGGAGACAGUAUAUCUUGGUAGCAUACAUAAUGAAUUGGUACAUAGUUUUUAAGUAUUUCUUUGGUUUUAAUAUUUGUUGUGUGAGACAAACGGCCUGUACUACAGCAGACUUGUCAUAGGCAAAGCACAGGUGUUUAAUAAGUUGUCAAAAUGUCUUCUGUGAAGAAGGACUACGAGAGAAGGGUACUAAACAUUUGCCCCUGUUAAAAUACUGAAAUUUAGCUUUUCAUUUUUUGCACUUUUCUUCAUUUUUGAAAGAUUGGGACACUUUUUUUGUUAUGUUUCACUCAGGAUUUUCCUUUUUGAGAGUUAUUUUACACAUAAUGAACUAUCAUGCACUUAUUUAGUUUUUAUUUUGCACAUGAAUCCGUUCCAUAUUACAAUACAUUGUCUUUUCUCA
This is a messenger RNA of Cyclopterus lumpus (lumpfish), 3451 nucleotides long. Its product is annotated as ADP-ribosylation factor-binding protein GGA1-like. Gene Ontology annotation, biological process: vesicle-mediated transport; intracellular protein transport. Gene Ontology annotation, molecular function: small GTPase binding; ubiquitin binding; phosphatidylinositol binding. The transcript has 18 exons. Lineage: Eukaryota; Metazoa; Chordata; Actinopteri; Perciformes; Cyclopteridae. The record is from RefSeq and is a predicted model, not a curated record. Gene Ontology annotation, cellular component: trans-Golgi network. The coding region runs from base 170 to 2137 and encodes 655 amino acids.